AUGCUCCACAUAGAUGGUAGUGACAAUUCAAGGCCAGUCAGAGAGCCCAGAUGGAUUUCUUUCAGCGAACCUAAAAUCACAAUCGCCGGUUCCAAUCUGAGCCAAUGGUGGAUAUAUGAGAUCUUCGAAGAAAAUGACUGGCUGGUAAGCAGAGUCUACUUCUUUGUUGGGGCGGAGAAGAUUCAAGAAGGAAGAAACUGCCAUCACGCCGCCACAGUUCAUGCACGUCGGGAACUCCGCUGUGGUGUUCCUCGGUCCGACGAUUUGAACAGAACGGUGCAGGCCCGCAGGGUCUGGUAUGUGAGAAUUACUCUGGGUAGAUUCGGGAUCUGGGUCCGAUCAGAAGAUCUGAGACCUGUGGUUCUGGCUCGAGCCUUUAGUUCGUGGCAGUUCUUUGUUGACCGUUGGUGCGGCUACUGGAUCUCUUUUCGCUCGGAUGGUCCGGGUGCUCGGGCGAUCAUCGAGGUCACGCAAAAUCAAGACUCAAAAGGAAGCAACGACGAUCUGGCGUAG
Aspergillus puulaauensis is the source of this 513-nucleotide messenger RNA. RefSeq lists its product as uncharacterized. The record is from RefSeq and is a predicted model, not a curated record. The transcript has a single exon. Bases 1 to 513 code for a protein of 170 amino acids. NCBI's taxonomy places the organism in Eukaryota, Fungi, Ascomycota, Eurotiomycetes, Eurotiales, Aspergillaceae.